UCCCGUAGUCGUCAUGGUAACUGCGGCCUGCCACCAUGCGGUUUGUCGGGAUGCGCGCGCAACCCGAAUCGGAGAAUAGAUGCUCAAAUACGGGUGUUUGCCUUUUUUCCUUUCUAGUAAAUUUUGCCGGGCUUUUUUCCACCUCUGUGAAGUUGGGGGUGUUGGUAAAACGCGGACCGGACCGGAACGUAACCAGAUACCUAUUGCACGUUUUGUGGUUGUUUUGUACGGAGCCCCUUUGGGGACAUGCUGAUAUAUUUUUUUUAUCUCGUGCGCACGAGUUAAUAUCUCGUGCCCACGAGUUAAUAUCUCGUGCGCACAAGUUAAUCAUGGCUUAUGAUGUACGGAGCCACGAGUUAAUAUCUCGUGCCCACGAGUUAAUAUCUCGUGCGCACAGGUUAAUUAUCUCGUGCCCACGAGUUAAUUAUUUCGUGCGCAUGAGUUAAUUAUCUCGUGCGCACGAGAUAUUAACAUGCGUGCGCAUACGGCUGGAAUAAACAACAUGGAGACUCAGAAAACACAUCUUAUUCAGGCAUAUUUUAUGUUUGGCAUGGCUUAUGCUGAAAUAUUGCACUUUCUUUCAGCAAAGCAUGGCAUACGUAUGUCCAUGGGUCAUUUAAAAAGGUGUCUGAACGGAAUGGGACUGUAUAGGCGUAAACAUUAUUCGGAUAUAGCUGGUGUAGCCGAUUUUCUUAAAAAUGAGCUGAGGACAUCGAGUCAACUUCAUGGUUACAGAUGGAUGCACCCGAAAUGUGUUCAGUCUGGGUUUGUCAUUAAGAAGGAACUCGUUGGAAUUCUUCUACAAAUACUGGACCCUCAUGGUGUAUCCCUACGAAAGAAAAGGAAGCUUAAGAGAAGAGAAUAUAUAUCAAGAGGACCGAACUUCGUAUGGCAUUUGGAUUCUUAUGAUAAGCUAAAGCCAUAUGGAAUAUGCAUAAAUGGAUGUAUCGACGGGUUUUCUCGUCAUAUCAUUUGGAUGGAAGUAAAUAAAACAAGCAAUGACCCAAAUGUAAUCGGUGGGUAUUUCGCACAAGCUGUAUUGGAUACUGGUGGUAUACCAACUUUACUUCGAGGUGACAUGGGGACAGAAAACAGUCUUGUAGCUGACAUGCAGAGUGUCUUCGCAGGGGGAGACGGCAGGUUCGUCUAUGGCACGAGUCAGCACAAUCAGUGCAUAGAAGCAUGGUGGUGUAUUCUGCGGAGAAAGAACGCUCAGUUCUGGAUGUCCGUGUUUGAAGACAUCAAGACAGACGGACUGUUUUCCGGUGACCAUCUCAACAAAAGCCUAAUCCAGUUUUGCUUUUUGCCUCUGAUAAAGGAGAUUACAGAUCUUGUGAAUGAAUGGAAUACACAUAGAAUCCGUAUAAAUGCUGGGAGUAGAGGUUAUGGAGGGCGACCUGUCACACUUUACAACCUACCCGAAUUAUAUGGAACACUCGACUUCAAGUACCUUGUUGAAACAGAAGAACUGGACAUAAGUAGUAUAAGGGCCUAUCCACCCCCAUGACCUACUUUCCGUGAUCUUGACCUUGGUGUCUGGCCUUGGUGUGAGUCAUAGUGGUGUGUUCUACUAGGGUGAACGCUCGCCCGUGUCCCU
Molecule: messenger RNA, 1597 nt
Organism: Gigantopelta aegis
Lineage: Eukaryota; Metazoa; Mollusca; Gastropoda; Neomphalida; Peltospiridae
Exons: 2
Coding region: 473-1507 (344 amino acids)
Source: RefSeq, a predicted model, not a curated record